AGAGAGAGAGAGAGAGAGAGAGAGAGAGAGAGAGAGAGAGAGAGAGAGAGAGAGAGAGAGAGAAGCCAUGGUGUCCAAGGUGCAGAAGAGAGCAUCAGUGUCCAAGAAACUGCAAUCCCUUCGUUCCAUCUCUAACUCCCAUGCGCACAGUAAAACCUCAAUUAUAUUGGAUGCAUCCAAGUAUAUACAAGACUUAAAGCGAAAACUGGAGCAAAUGAAUCAAGAGAUCAUUGCCGCAGCGCGUAGCUCAUCUGCGGCGCAAAAUCCCUUCCCGCAACUCAAAGUUGAGCCUCGAGAGGGAGGCUUUCUUAUCAAGCUGUUCGCUGAAAGGAGCUGCAGUGGGUUGCUUGUUUUCAUAUUGGAAGCUUUUGAGGAGCUAGGCCUUGAUGUGCAUCAAGCUAGGGUUUCUUGUUCCAACAAUUUUCUUCUAGAAGCAGUUGGAACAAUUAAUGAUAAUCAAAGUGCUGACCAGAAAGAUGCUCAGGCAGUGAAAGAAGCGGUGUUGCAAGCCAUUCAAAACUGGAGUGAAGUUACCCAACAAGAAUAAUAAUGCAAGCAGACUCUCAAUUCUUGAACUCAUCGUUUUCUACUUUCCUUUUUCAGAAUUAAUGUCCUCUCUCUCUCUC
This is a messenger RNA of Prunus dulcis (almond), 626 nucleotides long. RefSeq names its product transcription factor SCREAM2-like. Gene Ontology annotation, biological process: regulation of DNA-templated transcription. Bases 68 to 547 code for a protein of 159 amino acids. The transcript is spliced from 4 exons. NCBI's taxonomy places the organism in Eukaryota, Viridiplantae, Streptophyta, Magnoliopsida, Rosales, Rosaceae. Gene Ontology annotation, cellular component: nucleus. Gene Ontology annotation, molecular function: DNA-binding transcription factor activity; sequence-specific DNA binding. The record is from RefSeq and is a predicted model, not a curated record.